UAAAGUGAAGCUUGCCUGUAUUGUAACGACUUCUUGUUGGCGGCAUCGGCAGUGCUGUGGAACGUGCUGUGCUUGGGCUGUAAAGACUUGGAGAAAAGCUAACGCAGGAGGAGCCGAGCCUGUUGCAAGCUGCAUUCGCUCGUCUUCAUUCUAUGUCUCCAUCCAGGUACUGCAGUACCGGACUCGGUGUCGAGAGUUGGAGCAGCAGCUGGCAGCAGGAGGGGGACCCCUUCCAGGCAGGUGGGAAGCCACAGAAGACCAGAGCCUGGAGAAAGCACUGCUUCAGGUGGAAGAGGAGCAGCAAAGGUACAAGGAAGAAGCGUUCCCUCAUACCUCGUGUGAGAAUCUGGCAGAAUUGAACACUCUCCUGUGGGAGCACCUAGAUAAAGUGAAUGAGGUUAAUUCAGCCCUUAAAGAAGAUGUUGGAAAACUGGUGGCGGAUUGGAUGAAGGCCCGGGAGUAGCUGGAAUUGAAGGAGAGUGAAUGGCGCAGUGAACGUGAGCUUUAUGACAGCUACCUAAGGGGUGAAUGCAGCCGUCUACUUAGCCUGUGGUGUCAGGUGGUAACCUUUUGCUGUCAUUUCCUGGAAAUGAAGACUGCCACUGACCGAGAUUUGUCAGAGCUGAAGGCAGAGGAAAUGAGGCUUUCUGGAUCUAUACUUGUAAACUGCUCCUGCCUAAACUGUGGCGUACGGCCCUGUGAGUCCAUUACUCUGCGUAGACCUGUCCUAAAGGAUCAGGCACAGCAGCAAGCGGAACAGGAAAUAAGCCAGAAGACUUGGGAAGUGAUGCACUUGCAAGUUGACGGGGACCUGGAGAAGAAGGAGCUUCAGGACAGACUGAAGGACUUAGCUGCACUUGAAGGAGAACAUUCGUUAUUACAGAGCGAGUUGGUAGUCGCAAGAGAGAUGCUGGAGGAAUUGCGCCUUCAGAGGGAUCUGCUGAAGCAGGAGAAACAUGAGCUUACCAUGGUACCAGAAAAGGCAGAGCAGUCAGUAGCAGAGUUGACAGGGGCUCAGAAUAAGCUGACUGCUGAAAUAGCCGAUCUACACAUUGUUUAAAAUAGUUUAUCCGGUAUGUCUAUC
Molecule: messenger RNA, 1084 nt
Organism: Harpia harpyja (harpy eagle)
Lineage: Eukaryota; Metazoa; Chordata; Aves; Accipitriformes; Accipitridae
Product: centrosome-associated protein CEP250-like
Exons: 7
Coding region: 590-1060 (156 amino acids)
Source: RefSeq, a predicted model, not a curated record